Messenger RNA from Schizophyllum commune H4-8, 2090 nucleotides. RefSeq lists its product as uncharacterized. The transcript is spliced from 3 exons. The record is from RefSeq and is a predicted model, not a curated record. The coding region runs from base 77 to 2029 and encodes 650 amino acids. NCBI's taxonomy places the organism in Eukaryota, Fungi, Basidiomycota, Agaricomycetes, Agaricales, Schizophyllaceae.
ACACCCUUCGACAAAUCCAACCGCUGGCGUUCGUCGCUGACCAACCAAGUAUCCAGACGGUUAAUUCGCCGCAGCCAUGCCAACGUACGAGAGUUUACGAAGGGGCCCACCUCCCGUUACCAGGCAGAAGAUCGCAGCUGUGAGAGCGCGCUUGAGCACACCAGCGACUACGUUCCACCACCUGUUGCUUGAUCCCUUCACACUCAAUGACUGUAAUUGGGGACUCCAAUCUCCGCAGAUCCAUGCUGUGGUGAAGGAACUGGAGUUUUUGGAGUGCGCAGGCACGUUCCAGAUCCAGCCUGAUCCCAGCUAUCGCCCCGACGAGACGCUUAACGCAAUGUUCGAUGACUGCGUGCGUACUCUGUGGCCUACGCUCAUGCUCUGGCUCGACUAUCUUUACCCCAUGCAUCAUAAAGGGACGCGCCGCCUCGGACAUGUACCCCUCCGAAUUCUCGCCCUCGUGAUCUAUACCCUCGUCUCCCGCCAGGGUCCUGUCGCCACUCUAUGCGCAGAAACACCACAGCUCUAUCGAUUGCUAUUCUAUCUAUGGUUGCGCUUUGACCAGUACUACACUCGUCGAACGAACUUUGGCAUUUGCAUGGAUGCCAUUGCGUGCGCUGUCACCAAUGCGAUGGGCGAACGAGCGUUCAUCGAGGAGAGAGACCGAUUUGGAAGCAUCGAUCGUGCUCCACUUUCCGUCUCUCCGCCUGAUCCAUUCUGCGUCGCCGGCGUGCUCGUAGCUGUACGAAAUCGCCCUCGGCAGGCCUACCGUCGGGCCCUUCAGCACGCGCACAAGCUUCUCGCCAUUGCUACCGGCACCAACAGCGAUGAUGCUUUCGUGAGCAUCAACGCAUUCCAGACCCACAUGGCCGCGUUUGCCAGGCUUGCGCAGACGGUACUUCCUGUAACAAAACACAGACGCGAAACCAUACGCUCUCUCGUCCGCCUUAUGCGCACUCUGUGCGAUCAUCGCUGCGGCGGCCCCUCGAAAUCCAUCGGCGUGGUCAUGGUGCUGUACGCCAUAUGGAGGUCCUGCGAGGACGGUCGCUCGAUUGCUUGGGCCCUGCGGGAGGACGCUCUUGCAGGCUUGUUCUGGGUGGUGAACGGGGACAUAGAGGAAGCGAAGCUAGAGUUCGCCUACGCAGCGAUACGGUUCGUCGCUGAAAACACGUACCGACUCUGCGUGCUUCGUGCCCUCUGCCCCAAGGGCACGCAUCUGUUGACGUUCAUCAGUGGGAAAUUUGCGUCUCCUGCUGUGCUCUCCGCCAUCGACGCCUGGAUUAAGGAACGCGAGUUGGUGCGGCGUGCGUCAUACUACAAGGCCUGCGCGCUUCCUGAGUGUCGGGCACAACAUGCAAAAAAACUUCGACGCUGUGCCUGCCUUGACGCGUUCUAUUGCUCGAAGGAUUGUCAGCGUUCCCAUCGGCCUCUGCACAAAGACGUGUGCGCAGGCAGUGAUGCGAGUCACUUGGGAUACUUGCGCAGAUUCUCCUCAUCUAAGCUUAAUACACUUUUCCCCGAAGACGCUCAUUUCAUCUCCGUUUGUGGGCGCCACUACUUGAACAUGCACGCACGAGCGAUUCUCCGGAGCGUCGAGCGCUUGCAGGAAAAUGCGCCACCUACCGAACGGCCGCCCACGAUCUCCAUCUUGAUCAAUAUUUCGCGCUUGUUUUGCGAUUAUCGUGUAUUCUUGGACGAGGAUAGCUGGCCAGAGGAUCAGGAGGACCAUCCCAGCCAGCCCACACAACCGAGCAUAUUGGAGGAUCGACUUGCUGGCGGGGCCGAUACAUUCACCAGCCUUCUCAAGAAGCCGGGGUACGAGGGUCUUAUCCAUCGGACCGAGUCAACGUUCAUCAGAGACGAGUCGCUUGUUUUGGUCUUGGCGGAAGUGACCUGCGGUACCAGUGUCAGAGUUUAUCAUGUCAAGGCGAUGCCACUGAGGCUGCUUAAGGAGUUCGCACAAUCCGAAGAUUACAUUAACUACUAUAAUCCUCCUCAUUCUCCGGAGUACAUACAACGAGCUGUGUAGAAAUUGUCUCGUCAUGAUCCGGCAUAGUCCUACUAAUAUAUCGAUUCCCUCCGACAUUCAA